Molecule: messenger RNA, 1148 nt
Organism: Teleopsis dalmanni
Lineage: Eukaryota; Metazoa; Arthropoda; Insecta; Diptera; Diopsidae
Exons: 6
Coding region: 118-1017 (299 amino acids)
Source: RefSeq, a predicted model, not a curated record
GCGCUACACUGGGCUGCCAAACAUGGAAAUGAAGACGUCGUCAAGCUGAUUGCCGGCACCUACAAGGCGGAUGUUAAUGCUAGAACGAACGGGGGCUAUACACCAUUACAUUUGGCAAUGCAAUUUGGACGUGUUAAUAUCUUUGAGCUGCUCUGCAACACUUAUAAGGCCAACCGUGAUUUAAUGGAUUGGAGCGGGAACAAGCCAUUGGAUUAUAGUAGACAACGUACUACAGUGUCUGAUUCUACAUAUAGCAAAAUCAAAGCAAAGAAAAAACAUUCCGAAAAAGAUUUGGGCUUCCUACGGAUUGGCUCUUUGAAUGUGCGAGUGAAGAAAACAACAGAAGCAUUCAGCAACUUCUUGGGAGUGGGCAGUGGCAGUGGGAAUACAAUGGCUCAAAUGGUAGCAGCCAACGGUGGCCCAGUUUCGGGAGCAAGUCGCCAUCACCAGCGAUCUCACCGACACCGUCAUCAGCUUCAUCAAACUCACAAUGGUAUGACACGGUUGCGAAUGGGGAAUACUCAACCGAUGAAGACAAUGACGAUGACUACACCAUUAGGGAUGAGCAACCAACAGUUGAGCUCGAGAGCAAGUGUACCGAUUAGUAAUAGUAAAUUUGAUAAAAUUCAUAAAUCUUGGGGCUCUGCCGAUAAUAUACCACAUAAUGGUAAAAACACUAACAUGUAUACUAAGGAUUUAAUGCCACCACCUAAAAGUGUGGCCGCUGUUAAAAAACGUCAAAAAUCUUCGAAACAUUCAUCUGUGACAUCUAGUGCUACAACUGAUUCUCCACGUGGUUCUAUAUCAUCAUCUAAUUCUAGUUCAAAUCUUUAUUCGGGAUACUGUAGCAUGCCUACGACUCCAAAUCAAUUACGAGCUCCAAUCGGCAUGGCUUCAGCAAACAAUAUGGGUGAUUCAGACUCGGACUCGGCAUGUGGAUUUGAUUCUAAUUGGUCAUCGGUUAACAGUCGUGGCUCUCUAAGCAGUGGCAACUUACAAACUUCAAGAUUUUCAUAAAUUCAAGUCGAAUUUCACAAACUGAAACAUUUCAUAAUAAAUUAUGUAGAUUUUAUUUUUUAUUGUUUAUUAUUUUCUACAAUACAAAUACAAAAAUGUAUUCAAAUUCAUAGAAUUUAUAACAAUAAAAU